AUGCAAUGUACAUGGCCCGAGCAAAGAAAAAGAGGCCCAGCGAAAGGCUACAUCGAGGGCUUAGAACACCGUCUCCACGAAGCCGAGUCACUCCUCCUCGCUCUCCUCCCCCUUGUGACCCCCGAACAACUGAACCUGGCCACUGAAUCCCUCAACGCCGACGCACAAAAGACAAACAUGAUGGGCCUAAAGUCGCGAGACUCUGAAUCCCCGACACCUCGUACAAUGCGAACGAGUCCACCAAUCUUAAACAAGAAGACCGGAAUAGAUUACUGGGAUUCGUUUCCCCUAGAUACAGCCGAGAACAUUCGAAAAUGGCAACAAGAUUGCGCCAUGCACUCUAAUCAACCACUAUCCUCAAUUCAUCAGUCGAUGUUCAGCAGCUCCGGUGACGAUCUACACUCUCACUCUCAACAGCGGCGCUCAUCGACCGUUCGACAUGCCCUGAACAGGGCCUCAGGAAGCCAAUCGAGAGCCGGGUCCGUCGGCCCCAAUCGACAAAGCCAUAGUCAGGCCCAGGCGCAUUCACAUUCACUUUCCCACUCUGCUACCGGCUCUACUUCUGCUCCGUACCGGUCCAUGAGCUCCGACUCAUCAUACCGCAGUGGAACAACUACUCCUGUCAACGUACCGCAACAACGCUCAAAUUCACACUCACAUACACAUUCUCAACAAUCGAUCCCCAUGACCACGGCCACAACCACAACCACGGCCAACGAAUCAUCGUCAUCCAUGCAACAACAUAGCCAACGACACUCGCACACACACUCCAAGUCACUACAACAGCCCCAGCCGAGCUGGCAGUCUUUAUCCCUAUUUUCUCCUCUACCUUCGACCAGCAACAACCCCAACAACACUACAAAUCACACCGCGAAUAAUGGUAUCUCGGACUCCGACAUGGGAAUUGGUGUGAAUAUGGGUGUCGGCAUCAGUGCCGAAGCCCUUCUUCUCCAGAACUUUGCCGACUCCACCUCUUGGGCGCAGCAGCAGCAGCAGCAGCAGUCUCAAUCACAAAGCACCUCCAUGCCCGGGCUGGUGACGGGACCAGGAUUGUCUCCGAGCACGGGUGUGGGCCGCGCAACCGCAACGGCGACAUCGACAACAACGGCCGUUGACAGUGGUCCUAUGGAGAUCGAUACGGGAUUCUUUGCGAAUGAUUUCCAGCGACGACUAUUUUGGUGA
Capronia coronata CBS 617.96 is the source of this 1182-nucleotide messenger RNA. RefSeq lists its product as uncharacterized. The transcript has 2 exons. Bases 1 to 1182 code for a protein of 393 amino acids. Lineage: Eukaryota; Fungi; Ascomycota; Eurotiomycetes; Chaetothyriales; Herpotrichiellaceae. The record is from RefSeq and is a predicted model, not a curated record.